Molecule: messenger RNA, 1662 nt
Organism: Caenorhabditis remanei
Lineage: Eukaryota; Metazoa; Nematoda; Chromadorea; Rhabditida; Rhabditidae
Exons: 9
Coding region: 1-1662 (553 amino acids)
Biological process (GO): signal transduction; nervous system process; monoatomic ion transmembrane transport
Cellular component (GO): postsynaptic membrane; synapse; neuron projection
Molecular function (GO): acetylcholine-gated monoatomic cation-selective channel activity; transmembrane signaling receptor activity
Source: RefSeq, a predicted model, not a curated record
AUGAUCAACAACAUUUGUCAACUGAUAGUCUCAAUUACUAUAUUCAUUAAUGGACUCGAAUCUGCUAAAGUAAUCUGGACGGGUGAUCAUGAACGUAGACUCUAUGCAAAAUUGGCUGAAAACUAUAAUAAAUUGGCGAGACCCGUUCGAAAUGAGAGUGAAGCGGUGGUGGUGCAUCUUGGAAUGGAUUAUCAACAGAUCCUCGAUAUUGACGAAAAGCAUCAAAUCAUGAAUUCGAAUGUAUGGUUGAGAAUGUCUUGGACUGAUCAUUACUUGACUUGGGAUCCAUCGGAAUUCGGAAAUAUAAAAGAAGUUCGACUUCCAAUUAAUAAUAUUUGGAAGCCGGAUGUGUUGUUGUAUAACAGUGUAGAUCAACAAUUUGAUAGUACGUGGCCGGUGAAUGCAGUUGUUUUAUAUACUGGAAAUGUGACGUGGAUCCCUCCAGCAAUCAUCCGCUCAAGUUGUGCAAUCGACAUCGCAUACUUUCCAUUCGACACUCAACACUGCACCAUGAAGUUCGGUUCAUGGACGUAUUCUGGAUUCUUCACUGAUCUCAUCAACACAACUAUCUCUCCAGCAACAUACAAACCAAAUGGUGAAUGGGAACUACUUGGAUUGACAUCUCGACGGUCUAUUUUCUUCUACGAGUGUUGUCCUGAACCAUAUUAUGACGUCACUUUCACUGUUUCAAUUCGAAGAAGAACGUUGUAUUAUGGAUUCAACCUCCUUCUUCCGUGUAUGCUUAUUUCAUCAUUGGCUCUUCUGAGUUUCACGUUACCUGCUGAUUGUGGAGAAAAAUUGAAUCUAGGAGUCACUAUCUUCAUGUCUCUUUGCGUCUUCAUGAUUAUGGUAGCGGAAGCAAUGCCUCAAACAAGUGAUGCUCUUCCGUUGAUUCAAAUCUACUUUUCCUGUAUAAUGUUUGAAGUUGGCGCUUCCGUUGUUGCUACUGUUAUUGCACUGAACUUCCAUCAUCGAUCUCCGGAACAAUAUAAACCUAUGAACAAAUUUUUAAAAACACUGCUAUUGAAUUGGCUACCUGCUCUUCUCGGAAUGGAGCGACCCGAUGUUCUGGAAAUGUCAGUUCAUGGAGCACAUUAUGCUUCUGAUAAUAAACAAAAACAAAAACAGUACCUGAUAGAAGUGGAACGACAUAUCCUAACCCGUCCGAAUGGAAAUGGCCAUUCUGCAGUCGACAAAGCAGUUCACUUGGAUUUAUCAACUGGAAAUCCAGAUAACAAGAAGUCUCCGUCUCCGAAGAGAACGAAUCCGGCAAUUGUUGGAAUGAAAGGAUUGCCAACAACACAUAUGAAUGGAGGGUUGGAAUCAUCAAUCAAUAAAUACACGUGUACAAAAGUUACGCGUCCAAUGGAAAACGGUUCAAUAAAUUACAAAUCUCCGCAAUUGAAUCCCUCAAAUAACAACAAUAUCUAUAAACCGAACACUCCGAAACCUCCAUUCGAAGAUCGCCAUUUCCAUCACAUUCUGAAUGAACUUCGUGUCAUAUCAGCACGUGUUCGUAAAGAAGAAGCAAUGCAUGCACUACAAGCCGAUUGGAUGUUCGCGAGUAGAGUCGUUGAUCGUGUUUGUUUUCUCGCUUUCUCUGCUUUUCUCUUCAUGUGUACUGCUAUAAUUUCAUAUAAUGCUCCUCAUCUUUUUGCCUAA